Messenger RNA from Nymphaea colorata (pocket water lily), 1202 nucleotides. RefSeq names its product alpha N-terminal protein methyltransferase 1. The coding region runs from base 201 to 1028 and encodes 275 amino acids. Gene Ontology annotation, cellular component: cytoplasm. Gene Ontology annotation, biological process: N-terminal protein amino acid methylation. Gene Ontology annotation, molecular function: methyltransferase activity. The record is from RefSeq and is a predicted model, not a curated record. NCBI's taxonomy places the organism in Eukaryota, Viridiplantae, Streptophyta, Magnoliopsida, Nymphaeales, Nymphaeaceae. The transcript is spliced from 8 exons.
GUCCUUCAAGUCUGGCGGUACAGGUUUGGGUAUGGUUCCUGUCUCGAGGAUCCGCCCAAAGGAGACGCGGCAGCAAUCGAUGACCUACGAACUGUUUUACUGCGGUGUACUCUGGGACCCGCCUGUCCCGACAAAGAUCUGGUCUGUCCAACUAGCGGCACCAUUCUCCGGCGAAUUUUGAGCCCUUGCAUGUAUACGAGAUGGACGUCUGCGGGGCGGAUUCCGACGGCCGAGAGUUCAAGAGCGCGAGGGAGAUGUGGAGCGAGGAGAUUGGAGAGGACGACCCCGCCAAGAAGAGGGACUGGUACAGAAAGGGCGUCUCCUACUGGGAGGGUAUAGAGGCUUCUGUGGAUGGUGUUUUGGGUGGCUAUGGGCAUGUCAACGAAUGCGAUGUGAAAGGUAGUGAAAGUUUCCUUGGUGAGAUUUUGUUCAACCGUCCUCCUGGGAAGCGUCAUCUAGUUUCCCUUGAUUGUGGUUCUGGUAUUGGAAGAGUUACAAAGAAUCUUCUCCUUAGGUAUUUUAAUGAGGUUGAUCUGGUUGAACCAGUUUCACAUUUCCUAGAGACGGCUCGUCAAAGUUUAGCUGUGGAAAAGGAGUUAGAUUCUGAAAUGCACAGGGCUGUGAACUUCUUUUGUGUGUCUUUGCAGGAUUUCACCCCAGAAGUUGGAAGGUAUGAUGUUAUAUGGGUCCAAUGGUGCAUAGGUCAGCUUGCAGAUGAUGAUUUUGUUUCAUUCUUCAGACGAGCAAAGGUUGGCCUUAAGCCAGGGGGUUUCUUUGUUGUGAAGGAGAAUGUUGCACGAAGUGGUUUUGUGUUGGAUAAGGAGGAUAAGAGUAUCACGAGAUCUGAUUCAUACUUCAAGCAACUGUUCAAGCAAGCUGAUUUGUAUUUGUACAAGACAAAGGAACAAAAGGGAUUUCCAGAGGAGUUAUUUCCUGUGAGGAUGUAUGCAUUGGCAGCUGAGGAACCGAGGGGCCACCGUGGGAAGAGGAAGAAGCACACCAAUUCUCCUGCUGUUAUUAGGUUAUGAAUUUUCAAAGGCUUUUCUUGCUUCAUGUAUGAGAGACAGGAUGGCAUCGUACUUGUGCAACUUGGAGGUGAAAAUUGACUGCUCAUUUAACCAGCAUCGAUUUUCUCUGCUUAUAUUCUUGCAAACAUUUUCAUUUCUUUAGAUAUAUUGUAAACAAACUGGUAUUCAGCUGUC